AAGGGACUACUUUAGUGUUCCUCCGAGUAGGAGCAAAUAGUCCUCUAAUGAUUCUGAUAUUGCGAGUUUUUUGUAACUAUAAUUAAUUUUGCUUUCUGUACUCCAAGAUGUCUGUGUUUAUACGAGUCUUUAGCGAUAAGAUGGAAAACAAAACGCAGUUUGGUGUGUUUUUGAGACUCCUUUGCAACCUUUCUUCUUCAUAGACGUCGGCCAUCUUGAAUUUUAAUGUUAAUUUCUGAGUCUACUUAAGCUAUCUUGCUAACUAGCUAUAUAUGCUUUCAAUCAUUUCUUUAAAUUUGGAUCAAAGUGGAUAUUCCAUGGCUAAAAUUCCUAAUGGAAACCAAAUGACUAAAGCGACUCGAUGCAACUAACCCAAGCGGUUUGCGGGUAUGAAGUGGCUGGGAGGAUCCAAGAACAUGGUAGUCAAUGGCCGACGACAUGGAAGCAGGUUCAGCGAUCAGCCGAGGAACCAGGGCCGUGCUCAGCAUCUGCGCCACAGUAGGAGGUGCAGCCGUCGUUUCAGUGCUGCGCCACUGGAGGUGGAGAAGCGGCAUGUCCCCUCCUCAGGGAUGACUGCCAGGGAGCUGUGUGAGAAUGAUGACCUAACCACAAGCCUAAUUCUAGAUCCGUAUCUUGGAUUUCAGACCCAUAAGAUGAAUACCAGGUUUCGACCAAUUAAAGGAAGACAAGAGGAACUAAAGGAAAUUAUAGAACGUUUCAAAAGACACAAUAAUCUGGAAAAAGCCUUUAGGGCCUUAACCUCUGGAGACUUGUCAAGAAAUCAUUUUCUCCCCAAGACCAAGGCUGAAGAGAAACUCUUUAAACAGCAUGUCUUUGUUUAUCUACGCAUGUUUGCCAGUGACAGUGGUUUUGAAAUAUUACCUUGCAACCGAUAUUCAUCUGAGCAAAACGGAGCCAAAAUAGUUGCAACAAAAGAAUGGAAGAAGAAUGAUAAAAUCGAAUACUUGGUUGGUUGUAUUGCUGAGCUGUCAGCAAAUGAAGAAGGCUUGUUGCUACGCCAUGGCGAGAAUGACUUCAGCGUCAUGUACUCCACUCGCAAAAACUGUGCCCAACUGUGGCUUGGACCUGCAGCUUUUAUUAACCAUGAUUGCCGGCCAAAUUGUAAGUUUGUGUCUACUGGCCGAGACACAGCUUGUGUCAAAGUUCUCAGAGAUAUUGAGCCAGGAGAAGAAAUCUCCUGUUACUAUGGUGAUGGCUUCUUUGGAGAAAACAAUGAAUUUUGCGAAUGCUACACAUGUGAACGACGUGGUACUGGUGCUUUCAAAUCCAAAAUGGGGCUCCUUGUGGUGGUCCCAGUUAUUAACAGUAAAUACGGCUUGAGAGAGACUGACAAACGCCUCAACAGGCUAAAAAAACUGCGGGAAGGGAGUGGGAACUCGGACAGCCAGUCUGUCGGCUCGGGCACAGAUGUGGACUCUCAGGAUUCACCAAAAAUACAUUCAUCGUCUAGGAAAAGGACGGCCGCUAGUAGAAGACUGAGUAAAACCAGGACUCAUGCCGACCAGUCUCUCUCAAGAACUUACACAUCUACCUCACCAUCCAAACAAAGUCAAACUAAUAACAGGGUACCAAAGAGACUCAAAUCAAAACCCUCAAAGCCUUUGCUCACAAACAUAAGACUGAGGAGCCAAAGCAGAGGGGCAGAGGUGAAGGCAUCUGCUAAAGUGGUUACGGGCCCUACGAAGCUCAAAGCUCAGAUCUGCAGAGAUGUCCCUGUUAAAAAAGAGAGAGACUCGCUUUCAACUCUUCAGUCGCUGCGAUCUAGGGAGUGCUUUACACAGCAUGUCGCAACAGAACACAAUCAGCAGUCGUUAAAAUGUCCCACAGCAUUUCAGACUGAUCAGACUUGCACUUAUAGAACUCGAAGGUCAAUCAGGACUUUGCUAAAGGCACAGGAUGGUGACAGCAUUAAGGUUGAAUCAAGCACUUUUGAAGAGCAGGGCCCCAUGCCAGAUGGUGUAGUCAUUAAAACCGAGCCAGCUGACCUGGAGGAAUACCUUUCUCAUGGACUGAAGUCAAGCGAGCCUGAAUCAGAAGGCCAAUACUUCAGUAAAGUUUCUCACUCACGAAGUGGCCAGUUUGCUCGGCUACAGCUGGACAGGAUGAUAAAGAGGGAGGACUCGAGCAGGGAGGAUUCAAGCAGUGGCUCUUUCACGGCAGCCUUUUUGUCAGCUCCGCAGACUGAUCUUAAGUCAGUCUUGGAUCCACAGAGUGUCAUGGACCGAGUUAAAGUGGUGCCAGGGUUUCCCGAAAGGCCUGGACGUUAUAAUGCUGUGACAAACAGGGGCAAGCACAAGAAGGACAAGUCCAAGGGCAGCAGUCGGGGUCUGGGGAGGGGGAGAGGGAAGAAGAAACGGCGAAUAACACGCUACGACGCACAGCUAAUUCUGGAGAAUAGCACGGGAAUACCCAAGCUGACCCUGCGCCGCCGCAGGGACAGCAGCAGCAGCAAGUCCAAGGAGACUCCCCAGGCAGACGCAGACUCUUCCAAGAUGAGCCUCAAGCUUAGCGAUAUGGACAAGGGUAGCGCUUAUGUAGCCAAGCUAAACAAGGGCUUUAGCCCUGCUGCGCACUCAAGCUCCACCAAACUGAAGAUCCAGCUUAAGCACGAAGCCUGCGAGCACUUGGUGACACCCAGCUGUCUUGGCGAGGCCGCCCUCAACGGGACGAGUUCUCCUGAACCUUUGCAGGGCGGAGCACAGAAUGGAAGUUACAGACACAGACAUGUGAUUGAGCAGUCUUCAUCCGAGGAGGAUGAGGAGUUUGAAGAUGAUUUCAUCCCGCUUCCACCAGCGAAACGUCUUCGUCUCAUUGUUGGGAAAGAUUCCAUAGACAUAGAUAUCUCCUCCAGGAGAAAGGAUCAGUCACUGAGGCUGAGUGCAUAAGCUCUGAGGGUAACAUUCAGCCCCAAAUGUACAUCUAGUUCCUGUCAAGUCUAUGUUGAUUUUAGAAAUAAAUCACUGAACAGAAAACACACAAACCCCCCCCCCCCCUGUAAAUAGUUAAUGGAAUUUAAUCUGUAUAUUGUUAAAAUAAUGCACUUCAGUUUUGAUGUUGAAAUGGACAUUGCUAUUGUAAAAGGUUUGUAUAGUGUAAUUAAUUACCUGUGUACAGACAUAAGAUAAUUAUGUGAUGUCAGUCUGAUGCUCAGACUGCUGUCUGUUAUUUUUAACAGUUUUUUUUUUUUUUUCCUGGAAUCACUUGGGGAAACAAAUCUAUGAUCGGUCUUAUAGUACCAUGUGAGGUUUUGUUUAUUUUUGAAGAACGACACACGUGCACAGUUGCUGUCAUUUACUCGUUCUACCCACUGAACAUUGGCCCACGAGGAACUUUCUCUCUCUCUCCUUUCUCACUUCAUACUAUAUUCCAAACGUUAGCUUUUGAUUACACAUGCCUUUGGUUCCAUGUUUGCAUAGAAUGGCUAUCACAUUUGCUCUUUUUUUGUUUUGUCACGUUUGUCAGUGCUUGUGAUGUGGUUGAAUACAUGCAUUGAAUGCAGGUGCUUGCAUGUAGGACCUGACCACUGUAGAAAAGUGACAUUCUUUGCUUCCAUGCCUCACUGAACCUCUUCUUCACCUCAACACAUUCCACACAUAGUGAAAAUGGAAGUUGCAUUUAUGUUUUGAGCAUUUUAAUUGCCUUGUGCUUAGGUGGAUCUUUUUAAAAUUUGUGUUAUAAUUUGGACUUGAAAUCAUGAGGUUUUUGCCUGUAGGCACCAUCAAAUAUGCUUAAGAUUAUUUAUUAGAUCACUACAUUCUAGUGUAUAAAAAUUCAGCAUGUUAAUAUUUGUGUAUAGGUUUGUCAUUAUUACGACAUGAAUUUGAAAACUUUUUUUUUUUUUUUUUUUUAUGGAGGAAGAUUUAUCUGAUGACAUUAUUCUACAUCUUAUUCUGCAACUCUGUAAUAUGGCAUUAGUUAUUGUUAAAUCAUCAUUUGUCUUUGUCUACCAUAGUCUUAGACCUGUUUUAAACACAAGAGAAGAGCGCUGGAAAGUUACAUAAACUCAGUCUCCUA
Electrophorus electricus (electric eel) is the source of this 4035-nucleotide messenger RNA. RefSeq names its product histone-lysine N-methyltransferase KMT5B-like. Lineage: Eukaryota; Metazoa; Chordata; Actinopteri; Gymnotiformes; Gymnotidae. Gene Ontology annotation, molecular function: histone H4K20 methyltransferase activity; protein binding. Gene Ontology annotation, cellular component: nucleus. The record is from RefSeq and is a predicted model, not a curated record.